AUGACAGCACCAAGAGAAAAGCAGGUACCCUCUCCGGGUGACCCUGACAGGAAACGAGUGCUGAAUGUGUUGGCACAACGUCGAUACCGACAGAGAAGAAGAGAGAAGAUAAAGGCACUUGAAGACCAGGCCAGGGGACAGAGAGAGCAUAACGUCACACGUGACAGCUCAUCUCUCAGUCCUUCUGAUCAGAGCAUAUCGAGUUCAUCUCACUCACCAUACGCCCCUAGUCACUCCGGUUCGAGCGACAAUGGUGUAAUAGCCAACCAAGAUGCUCAACUCUUCACUCCAUACAACAACAACGACGACCUCUUCCUCAACCAGCAAACCCUACAACACUCCAUCCAACACAACAACAUCCUAAUCGACUCCCUCAUGCCCCUCCCCGACGACGCCUGGAUAGAAGACGCCGAAACCCUCCCCCUCGACCCAACCUCCCAAGACCUCACCACCCUCGGCUUCCCAGACCUCACCACCAAAGACCUCGAAACCCUCCCCGACGACCCCUUCACCUCCACCUUCCUCUUCCCCAUGGGCAACGACCGCAACAUCGACGUCCCCCUCCUCGCCGCCCUCAACGCCAGCUUCAAGCUCGCCUGCAUGCUCGGCUGCACCGACAACCUCUGGGACCCCUUCGCAUCCCGCACCCUCUCCUCCGACUCCCUCCCCAUCUUCGCCCACCUCCCCGCCAGCAUGCAGCCCACGAAAGCCCAGCAAACCAUCCCCCACCACCCCGUCCUCGACAUGCUCCCCUGGCCCGAAGUCCGCACAAAAAUCAUCUGCUGCUUCUCACUCCCGGAAUUCAUGCGGCCCCCGGUCGCCCGCGGCGAGAUGCCCCAGGUCACCCUGAUUCAGCACAUCGACGACGAGUCCGACCCUGUGCGCAUCGUGGGCAAUGAGGCGGAUGAUAAGGGAUGGGAGAUUGGUCAGACGUUCUAUCAGAAUUGGUGGUGGGCGUUUGAUCGGGCGACGGUGGAGAAUACGAAUCGGUUGAGGGCGGAGAGGGGCGCGCCGAAGCUGAGGUUGCUGCCUGCGUCGCAGGCGGCUUCGUUUUAG
Messenger RNA from Pseudovirgaria hyperparasitica, 1056 nucleotides. RefSeq lists its product as uncharacterized. NCBI's taxonomy places the organism in Eukaryota, Fungi, Ascomycota, Dothideomycetes, Acrospermales, Acrospermaceae. The transcript has 2 exons. The record is from RefSeq and is a predicted model, not a curated record. The coding region runs from base 1 to 1056 and encodes 351 amino acids. Gene Ontology annotation, biological process: regulation of DNA-templated transcription. Gene Ontology annotation, molecular function: DNA-binding transcription factor activity.